Molecule: messenger RNA, 2025 nt
Organism: Piliocolobus tephrosceles (Ugandan red Colobus)
Lineage: Eukaryota; Metazoa; Chordata; Mammalia; Primates; Cercopithecidae
Gene: ECE2
Product: endothelin converting enzyme 2
Exons: 18
Coding region: 1-2025 (674 amino acids)
Biological process (GO): protein processing
Cellular component (GO): plasma membrane
Molecular function (GO): metalloendopeptidase activity
Source: RefSeq, a predicted model, not a curated record
AUGAACGUCGCGCUGCAGGAGCUGGGAGCUGGCAACAACAUGGUGGAGUACAAACGGGCCACGCUUCGGGAUGAAGACGCAACCGAGACCCCCGUAGAGGGCGGGGCCUCCCCGGACGCCAUGGAGGUGGGAUUCCAGAAGGGGACAAGACAGCUGUUAGGCUCACGCAGGCAGCUGGAGCUGGUCUUGGCAGGUGUCUCUCUACUGCUGGCUGCACUGCUUCUGGGCUGCCUUGUAGGCCUGGGGGUCCAGUACCGCAGAGACCCAUCCCACAGCACCUGCCUUACAGAGGCCUGCAUUCGAGUGGCUGGAAAAAUCCUGGAGUCCCUGGACCGAGGGGUGAGCCCCUGUGAGGACUUUUACCAGUUCUCCUGUGGGGGCUGGAUUCGGAGGAACCCCCUGCCCGAUGGGCGUUCUCGCUGGAACACCUUCAACAGCCUCUGGGACCAAAACCAGGCCAUACUGAAGCACCUGCUUGAAAACACCACCUUCAACUCUAGCAGUGAAGCUGAGCGGAAGACACAGCGCUUCUACCUAUCUUGCCUACAGGUGGAGCGCAUUGAGGAGCUGGGAGCCCAGCCACUGAGAGACCUCAUUGACAAGAUUGGUGGUUGGAACAUUACAGGGCCCUGGGACCAGGAUAACUUUAUGGAGGUGUUGAAGGCAGUAGCAGGGACCUACAGGGCCACCCCAUUCUUCACCGUCUACAUCAGUGCCGACUCUAAGAGUUCCAACAGCAAUGUUAUCCAGGUGGACCAGUCUGGGCUCUUUCUGCCCUCUCGGGAUUACUACUUAAACAGAACUGCCAAUGAGAAAGGUCAGAGCAGGGAAGUGAAGCCAGGCACGGAUCUGGACCACCAGGAGAAGUGCCUGUCCCAGCUCUACGACCGCAUGCCAGAGGGGCUGACACCCUUGGCCACACUGAAGAACGAUCAGCAGCGCCGACAGCUGGGUGCGUGUCCCCCUGCAUCCAGACCUGGGCCCCACUCGUCCUGUGUGCCGAGGUGGCAGACCUGCAUCUCCAACACAGAUGACGCCCUUGGCUUCGCUUUGGGCUCCCUCUUCGUGAAGGCCACAUUUGACCGGCAAAGCAAAGAAAUUGCAGAGGGGAUGAUCAGCGAAAUCCGGACUGCAUUUGAGGAGGCCCUGGGACAGCUGGUUUGGAUGGAUGACAAGACCCGCCAGGCAGCCAAGGAGAAAGCAGACGCCAUCUAUGAUAUGAUUGGUUUCCCAGACUUUAUCCUGGAGCCCAAAGAGCUGGAUGAUGUUUAUGAUGGGUACGAAGUUUCUGAAGAUUCUUUCUUCCAAAACAUGUUGAAUUUGUACAACUUCUCUGCCAAGGUGAUGGCUGACCAGCUCCGCAAGCCUCCCAGCCGAGACCAGUGGAGCAUGACCCCCCAGACAGUGAAUGCCUACUACCUUCCAACUAAGAAUGAGAUUGUCUUCCCCGCUGGCAUCCUGCAGGCCCCUUUCUAUGCUCGCAACCACCCCAAGGCCCUGAACUUUGGUGGUAUCGGUGUGGUCAUGGGCCACGAGUUGACACAUGCCUUUGAUGACCAAGGGCGCGAGUAUGACAAAGAAGGGAACCUGCGGCCUUGGUGGCAGAAUGAGUCACUGGCAGCCUUCCGGAACCACACAGCCUGCAUGGAGGAACAGUACAAUCAAUACCAGGUCAAUGGGGAGAGGCUCAACGGCCGCCAGACGCUGGGGGAGAACAUUGCCGACAACGGGGGUCUGAAGGCUGCCUACAAUGCUUACAAAGCGUGGCUGAGAAAGCAUGGGGAGGAGCAGCAGCUGCCAGCAGUGGGGCUCACUAACCACCAGCUCUUCUUCGUGGGAUUUGCCCAGGUGUGGUGCUCGGUCCGCACACCAGAGAGCUCUCACGAGGGGCUGGUGACCGACCCCCACAGCCCUGCCCGCUUCCGCGUGCUGGGCACUCUCUCCAACUCCCGUGACUUCCUGCGGCACUUCGGCUGCCCUGUCGGCUCCCCCAUGAACCCGGGGCAGCUGUGUGAGGUGUGGUAG